Molecule: messenger RNA, 2204 nt
Organism: Chinchilla lanigera (long-tailed chinchilla)
Lineage: Eukaryota; Metazoa; Chordata; Mammalia; Rodentia; Chinchillidae
Gene: Sh3gl1
Product: SH3-domain GRB2-like 1
Exons: 10
Coding region: 223-1332 (369 amino acids)
Biological process (GO): synaptic vesicle uncoating
Cellular component (GO): presynapse; glutamatergic synapse; cytoplasm
Molecular function (GO): protein binding
Source: RefSeq, a predicted model, not a curated record
ACCGGAAGUGUGCGGUUGCCAUGUAAUAUCCUGAGCUCGCGGGCGCGCGAGUGACUGAGGCGGCGCCGGGGAGGGCGCGGAGUUUGCCAGCGGGUGGUGCGGGCGGCGCCAAUAGGGGCCGCUGAGGCACGCGAGGGGCUGGUGACUUCGGGGAAGGCUGUGGCUUGAGCGGGGCCUGCGUUUUACUCAGUCCGGGCGGGAGCCCCGAAAGCGGGAGGCAGCAUGUCCGUGGCGGGGCUGAAGAAGCAGUUCUACAAGGCGAGCCAGCUGGUCAGUGAGAAGGUUGGAGGCGCUGAAGGGACCAAGCUAGACGAUGACUUCAAGGAGAUGGAGAAGAAGGUGGAUGUCACCAGCAAGGCCGUGGCAGAAGUGCUGGUCAGAACCAUUGAGUACCUGCAGCCCAACCCAGCCUCUCGGGCCAAGCUGACAAUGCUCAACACGGUGUCCAAGAUCCGGGGUCAGGUGAAGAACCCCGGCUACCCGCAGUCAGAGGGGCUGCUGGGCGAGUGCAUGAUCCGCCACGGGAAGGAGCUGGGCGGCGAGUCCAACUUCGGUGACGCCCUGCUGGAUGCGGGGGAGUCCAUGAAGCGCCUGGCCGAGGUAAAGGACUCGCUAGACAUUGAGGUCAAGCAGAACUUCAUCGACCCCCUGCAGAACUUGUGCGACAAGGACCUGAAGGAAAUUCAGCACCACCUGAAGAAGCUGGAGGGCCGCCGCCUGGACUUCGACUACAAGAAGAAGCGGCAGGGCAAGAUCCCUGACGAGGAGCUGCGCCAGGCUUUGGAGAAGUUCGAGGAGUCCAAGGAGGUGGCGGAGACCAGCAUGCACAACCUCCUGGAGACGGAUGUGGAGCAGGUGAGCCAGCUCUCGGCCCUGGUGGACGCGCAGCUGGACUACCACCGGCAGGCCGUGCAGAUCCUGGAGGAGCUGGCUGAGAAGCUCAAGCGAAGGGUACGGGAGGCCUCCUCGCGCCCCAGGCGGGAGUACAAGCCCAAGCCCCGAGAGCCGUAUGACCUGGGAGAGCCUGAGCAGUCCAACGGGGGCUUCCCCUGCGCCCCGGCCCCCAAGGCCACAGCAGCCCCGUCAUCUUUCCGAUCUUCCGACAAGCCCAUCCGGACACCCAGCAGGAGCAUGCCGCCCCUGGACCAGCCGAGCUGCAAGGCGCUUUACGACUUCGAGCCUGAGAACGACGGCGAGCUGGGCUUCCACGAGGGCGAUGUCAUCACGCUCACCAACCAGAUUGACGAGAACUGGUACGAGGGCAUGCUGCACGGCCAGUCGGGCUUCUUCCCCCUCAGCUACGUGGAGGUGCUCGUGCCGCUGCCCCAGUGAGUCGGCGCCACUGUGCCGGCCACCACCGCGAGGGAUCCUGGGGUCCACACGGGGCCCAGCGCAGCGCCAUUUACACUAGUGCUCGCCCAUGCAGGGCCAGGCUGGGCCACACUAAGGUGCUCUCGGAAACACUAACGUUCCUCCCCACCCCACCCGGCCCCAGGUCCUGCUGCCUUAACUGGGCGGUGGCUGAGCAGGGCCCUGGCCACCCGCCCUGGUGUUCAGACCCCUCCCAGCCCGUUGCUGGCGAUGGGCCACAGCCCCCCUUGGGGACUCCCCAGGCAUGUGUGUCCCCUGCCCUGCCUACACAUACACCCUUUUCUGGGGAGCUGAGGGCCCGGACCUCCAGCCUGCCACCAGCGCCCCCUGUGGCUGGGGACCAGACCACAAGGCACCACCAGUUCCCACCCCUCUGACGCUACCUGGCCAGACAUCUCUGGCACAAGCUGCCACCAUCACCUGCAGGGACCACGGCCCGGCCUCCCCAGGGUCAAGCACAAAGCUGUGGAGAGCAAGGGACCCCAGAGCCCAGCUGCCAGCCCCUCCUCCUCCCUGAACUGCCAGCAGCCGUCACCGGGACCCACGGCUCCUCCCAGAGGGAGGUGGGCUGGUGGGGUUCCCACGCCUCAGGACCCCCACUGGCUUCCGCUUCCUCUCCUAUUCCAAAGGCCAGCUGACAGGGGACUCCGGGGCUGGCCAGUCACAUUCCCUCCACCAGGGACGCACACAGCCCCUGGGACCCGGGCUCUGCCCUCCCCAUGCCCCUUGUCACCGUCACACGGGGUGCCUGCCCUACCCUGGCUUGUAGUCCAGGGUAAACGGAAAUGUACUCCUGACUUUUUUAAAAGAAGUAUUAAAUGUCUCUUUCUAUA